This is a messenger RNA of Colletotrichum gloeosporioides, 1317 nucleotides long. RefSeq names its product FAD-dependent monooxygenase OpS4. NCBI's taxonomy places the organism in Eukaryota, Fungi, Ascomycota, Sordariomycetes, Glomerellales, Glomerellaceae. Bases 1 to 1317 code for a protein of 438 amino acids. The transcript is spliced from 2 exons. Gene Ontology annotation, molecular function: FAD binding; monooxygenase activity. The record is from RefSeq and is a predicted model, not a curated record. Gene Ontology annotation, biological process: secondary metabolite biosynthetic process.
AUGGCGUCACCAAUGAGCCUCGGAAACGACUUUCACGUUAUCAUCGUCGGUGCAGGACUCGCGGGGCUGUCAGCUGCUUUGUCAAUCAAGCUUGCCAACCCGUCACAUCGAGUAACCAUUUUCGAAUCUGUCGAGGAACUCAGAGAAGUUGGCGCGGGCAUACAGCUUACUCCCAAUGGCGUACGCCUCCUUGAGAAGUGGGAUGUGAUGAAAGAACUGCCUACGGCAUUGCCGAACACCAUGAGUGUAAGACGCUACGAUGGCUCGAGGCUGCUAGCACAUGAGCCUUUCCUGCAGCAGCUCUUACAACGUCGCUGUGGCGCCUCGAUUGUUGAUGUCCACCGAGCUGACCUGCAAAACGCCAUGCUCGCCAAGUGUAUUGACGAACUGGGUGUCACCAUAAAGCUUGGUAGCUCAGUAAAGUCAGUCGAAUUCAACGAGGCCGCAGUGACUCUCGAAAGCGGUUCAACAAUUCACGGGGACGUUGUUCUUCUCGCAGACGGCCUGUGGUCAACAAUUCGCAGCGAGUUCGCCGGGAAGGACCAUCCGCCUAUCGCGACGGGAGACUUGGCGUAUCGACUUCUUAUCUCCGUUGACGAGCUCAGCGGCCCCGAUGAGGACGAGCUACGAGAAUUCAUCAGCCGUCCUGCUUUGAAUUUCUGGAUUGGACCGUCUUCCCACGUCGUUGGGUAUUCCUUGCGUGAAGGAACCAUGUUUAACUUGGUCUUUCUUCGACCGGACGACUUGCCUGAUGGAGUAUCUAGGACUGGUGGGACUCAAGCCGAGAUCAGCUCUGCACUUCCCUGGGACCCUUUGCUUGUGAAAUUUCUACAGGCGAGCAAAGAGGUGACCAAGUGGAAGCUGAUGUGGGCUAAGCCUCUGUCCCAGUUGGCUAAUGACAGCGGGACGUUCUUCAUGGCAGGAGAUUGUUGCCAUCCCAUGCUCCCAUACCUAGCGCAAGGGGCGAACUCGAGUCUAGAGGAUGGCGCCGUACUAGGACAUCUACUUGGCAAGGUUUCAAAAGCAAACAAGACCAAGCUUCUUCCUGUGGUUGCGAGGGUGUAUCAGCGUUUGCGAAAUGACAGAACCCGCUGGAUUCAGGAGGAGGCAUUCCGCCAACGGGACGCACUCCAUCUUUCCGAUGGCGAGGAACAGAGGGAGAGGGACAGAGACAUGGUCGGACAGCUGGGAGUUGAAAUACGGGGGCCGUUUCCAAUAAGGUUCUUUUGUCCUGAGGCCCAGCGCCUGAUGUUUGCGUACGACGCAUAUGAGCAAGCUGAGAGGGGUUGGGACAAUGAAUCCAGCACGUUAUGUUAG